AUGUUCAUGUUUGUUAAGUCAGUCAUUCGUAUUUGUUGUAUUGGUGAUUCUUAUAUACUCCGUAUUUACAUUAGAGUAGUUGUUACUAUGAGGUGGAAUCGAUGGACUAAGCCCGCAAGAAGAGUUAAGCCGACUAUACCUAAAAGGGCUUCUCCGGGAAUCGAACCCGGGACCUCUCGCACCCUAAGCGAGAAUUAUACCACUAAACCAAGAAACCAUAUAUUUUUGGUACUUUUGUGUUUUUGUUAUCUUGCUUUAAACGUUACUUUGGUUAGUCACGUGAUAUCCACGUGCAAGAUAUAUUAUUGGCUGGAAAUUCUAAGGUGUUCUGAAUUCGAAUCCUGGUGGGGAUUGUUUCUUUUUUUUCUGAGAGUAAAUAUUUUAUUCUUACAUUCUUGUGUUAUGAUAUCUUUGGUAAAUACCGUUAUUACCGUUCGAGUACCCCGUCUGCUGUAUGUUAAGUCUAUUUUUGGUCUAUCUGGGAACGCGUAUGAUUUAUCCGUUAAUUUUAUAUCUCAGGAUGAUAUCCGGAUAAUUGAUUCUGUAAAUAGUUAUGGUUUGGUAUUCUUGGAUGAUUUUGGAUUAAAUUUGACAGCUAUAAAAAUAGCAUUAAAAUUUCUUAUUUUUGGAAGUUCUUCAUAUUUCCUCGAGAUAACUACUUUGGCAGAUUUCCUUAGCUUACUAGUGUACUAA
Mucor mucedo is the source of this 693-nucleotide messenger RNA. RefSeq lists its product as uncharacterized. The transcript is spliced from 4 exons. Bases 1 to 693 code for a protein of 230 amino acids. The record is from RefSeq and is a predicted model, not a curated record. NCBI's taxonomy places the organism in Eukaryota, Fungi, Mucoromycota, Mucoromycetes, Mucorales, Mucoraceae.